AUGGCGGAGGAGCCGGACCCCGAGGGGCGCGCGGCGGCGCGGCCCCUGCUCACCGACCUCUACCAGGCCACCAUGGCGCUGGGCUACUGGCGCGCGGGCCGGGCGGACCCGGCGGAGUUCGAGCUCUUCUUCCGCCGCUGCCCGUUCGGCGGCGGCUUCGCCCUGGCGGCCGGGCUGUCCGACUGCGUGCGCUUCCUGCGCGCCUUCCGCCUGCGGGACGCAGACGUGCGGUUCCUGGCUUCUGUGCUGCCCCGAGACACGGACCCUGCCUUCUUCCAGCACCUCCGCACGCUGGACUGCUCCGGGGUGACCGUGCGGGCCUUGCCCGAGGGCUGCCUCGCCUUCCCUGGGGUGCCGCUGCUGCAGGUGUCAGGGCCGCUGCUGGUCGUGCAGCUGCUGGAGACGCCCCUGCUCUGCCUGGUCAGCUACGCCAGCCUCGUCGCCACCAACGCUGCACGGCUCCGCCUGAUCGCGGGACCAGAGAAGCGACUGCUGGAGAUGGGGCUGCGGCGGGCGCAGGGGCCCGAUGGGGCCCUCACGGCCUCCACCUACAGCUACCUGGGCGGCUUUGACGGCAGCAGCAACGUGCUGGCGGGACAGCUGCGAGGAGUGCCCGUGGCCGGGACCCUGGCACACUCCUUCGUCACAUCCUUUUCAGGCAUUGAGGUGCCCCCUGACCCGAUGCUGGCUCCAGCUGCCGGUCAGGGCCCCAGCGUGGACCUGCCCGAGCGCGUGGCAGUGUGGCUACAGCGCGUGUGUGCCCACCUGAGGCUGGGCCUGCAGGAGCCGCACCCGGGCGAGCGGGCAGCCUUUGUUUCCUACGCCCUGGCCUUUCCCCGGGCCUUCCAGGGCCUGCUGGACACCUACAGCGUGCGCAGGAGUGGUCUUCCCAAUUUCCUGGCAGUGGCCCUGGCACUGGGGGAACUGGGCUACCGGGCAGUGGGCGUGAGGCUGGAUAGCGGCGACCUGCUCCAGCAGGCCCGGGAGAUCCGCGGUGUCUUCCGGGCCACCGCAGCCCAGUUCCAGGCACCCUGGCUCGAGUCGGUCCCCAUCGCUGUCAGCAACAACAUCGAUGAGGGGGAGCUGGCCCGGCUGGCACAGGAGGGCAGCGAGGUGAACAUCAUCGGCAUUGGCACCAGCGUGGUCACCUGCCCGCGGCAGCCAUCCCUGGGCUGCGUGUACAAGCUGGUGUCCGUGGGCGGCCAGCCGUGCAUGAAGCUGACCGAGGACCCGGAGAAGCAGACACUGCCUGGGAGCAAGAGCGCCUUCCGGCUCCUGCGCUCGGAUGGGUCUCCGCUGCUGGACCUGCUGCAGUUGGCAGAGGAGCCACCGCCACAGGCUGGGCAGGAGCUGCGGGUCUGGCCGCAGGGCGCCCGGGAGGCCUGUGUAGUGAGGCCAGCUGACGUGGAGCCGCUGCUGAGAGUCUGGGUCCAGCAGGGACAGCUGUGCCAGCCCCUCCCUCCCCUGGCCGAGUCCAGAGCCUUCGCCCAGACGUGCCUGGGCCGCCUGGGCCCCCAGCACCUGCGGCUGCAGCAGCCAGCCGAGUACCAGGUGGUGCUGUCUGAGAAGCUGCGGGCCCUGGUGGACAGACUGGGGGGCGCCCCGCUGCCCUGAGUGCCCCCCGGCCUGCCUGGGAAUAACACUCGCUGUCCCCACCUCGAGUCCUGUCGUUUCUGCGCCCCGCCUGCCGCAUAUGCGGCCCGCUGCGGCCCGCUGGGCAGGAGGACGGAGUCACGGAGUCACCGAGGGCGGU
Messenger RNA from Talpa occidentalis (Iberian mole), 1753 nucleotides. RefSeq names its product nicotinate phosphoribosyltransferase (gene NAPRT). The record is from RefSeq and is a predicted model, not a curated record. NCBI's taxonomy places the organism in Eukaryota, Metazoa, Chordata, Mammalia, Eulipotyphla, Talpidae. Gene Ontology annotation, molecular function: nicotinate phosphoribosyltransferase activity. Gene Ontology annotation, biological process: NAD+ biosynthetic process.